AUGGGAAGAAUAUCCACUCGAAUCGACAUGUUCCUCAGCGCUGUGUCUCGCCUGCCGCUCGUGGUGCGAAUUGCAAUCCUGCACAUGCUGCACCUGUCCCAGCAGUCCAAGUAUCUCGACUUGCGAACCGAGCUCAGCGUCGCCGUCAUUCGCUCCUUCGUCCAGGACCCCAAGCCUAGGAGCGUCUCGUCCACCCAGAAGCUGCUCAACAAGGACCCGGGCGUCAAGGGCCGCAUCUGGGUUGCGCGGUACACGGUCCCGGCGCCGCCAGAGGUCGACGUGCGAGACGCGCUGCUCGCCGCCGUCGAGGGCCUCAUGGACGAGUGUCUGUCUGCGACGGCGGUGGCCGGCACCGGGGGAGAAGGACAGCAGGGCGCAGAUAAGCCUGCAUGCAGAAUCCCGGAUCUAGUGGCCGUCGAAGCCGAGUGGACGGGUUACCGGGCGUCGGCGACGUCCGACUCGAAGCUGCCACCGCAGUUAUCGGAGCGCCAGAGAUACGACGAGAUGAUGAAGGAGUGCACGUCCCCGGCGACCGUCUUGUACUUCCACGGCGGUGCACACUACCUCAUGGACCCGGCGACGCACCGACACGUGACUAGGAAGCUGGCCAAGCUCACGGGCGGGCGGUGCUAUUCGGUGCGGUACAGGCUGGCGCCGCAGAACCCGUUCCCGGCCGCGGUCCUGGACGCCCUGGUGUCAUACCUCACUCUGCUGCACCCGCCUCCGGGGGCUUUCCAUGAGGCCGUGAAGCCCGACCAUAUCGUAUUUGCGGGAGACAGCGCCGGCGGUAAUCUCUGCCUCGCACUUCUCCAAACAAUCCUCGAACUAAACCGACAGAACCGCGAAAUAACCUGGCACGGCACGGCUGUCCCCGUGCCGAUCCCCGCCGGGUGUGCCGUCAACUCUCCAUGGAUGGACAUGACGCUGUCCUCCCCCUCGUGGAAGAAGAACAGCAAGUGGGACUACCUCCCGUCGGACGACGGCCUGGACGACCGGCGGCCCCCGUGCGCGGCGUGGCCCACGACGCCGCCGCGACGCAGCAUAUACGUAGACGACGCCAUGAUCCUGCACCCGCUCGCGUCUCCGCUGGCGGCGUCGCGGUGGGCAGGCUCCCCACCCAUCUACGUCUGCACGGGCUGGGAGCUGCUCGCUGACGAGGACAGGCUGCUGGCGGCGCGGCUGGAACAGGCGGGGGUGCCGGUCGUGUUUGAGGAGUACGAGGCCAUGCCGCACUGCUUCGCGCUCGUCUUCAAACACCUCGAGGCGUCGAGGAGGUGCUUUGACGCCUGGGCCGGGUUCAUCGGGCGGGUGGUGGACGGUGCAGAGGGGGAGAGCGGUGCGGAGGGCAAAGGGACCACGGUCCAGUCGAGUUUUGUCACGGUCAAGGCCAAGACGCUCGAGGAGGUGCCGAUUCCCAAGGGGGAGUUGAGGAAGUGGUCCGAGGAAGAGGUCAAGGAGAGGUUGGUCAGACGGUGUCAGCAGCUCCUACCGGCGCGCAAAGGGGAUGAAUCUGGGACGUUGGCCACGCCGAAGCUUUGA
Molecule: messenger RNA, 1539 nt
Organism: Pyricularia pennisetigena
Lineage: Eukaryota; Fungi; Ascomycota; Sordariomycetes; Magnaporthales; Pyriculariaceae
Exons: 2
Coding region: 1-1539 (512 amino acids)
Molecular function (GO): hydrolase activity
Source: RefSeq, a predicted model, not a curated record